This is a messenger RNA of Vespula vulgaris, 2018 nucleotides long. It is a transcript of the gene AP-1mu, whose product is annotated as AP-1 complex subunit mu-1-like. Gene Ontology annotation, biological process: intracellular protein transport; vesicle-mediated transport. The record is from RefSeq and is a predicted model, not a curated record. The coding region runs from base 162 to 1430 and encodes 422 amino acids. Gene Ontology annotation, cellular component: clathrin-coated vesicle; clathrin adaptor complex. Gene Ontology annotation, molecular function: clathrin-cargo adaptor activity. The transcript is spliced from 2 exons. NCBI's taxonomy places the organism in Eukaryota, Metazoa, Arthropoda, Insecta, Hymenoptera, Vespidae.
AGCGUGCAUUCAGCGAGCGUAGAGAAAGGAGUGUUUUUCUAGAGCUCCUCUCUUUAAUCGUGUAAAAAAAGCUUAAGUUUUAUUUCGUUUCUUUUUUUCUUUCGUUUGUUUCAAUAGAAACUUUUACAAAGUUUUUAUUGAUCGAGAACUAAAGGGCGAACAUGUCUACAUCAGCUAUAUACAUAUUGGAUGUGAAGGGAAAGGUAUUGAUCUCUCGCAAUUAUCGUGGAGAUAUAGAACCUGGGGUAAUCGAGAAGUUCAUGUCUUUGGUAAUGGAGCGAGAAGAAGAAGGCAAUCUUACACCAAUUAUUCAGACACCAGAGUGUACAUAUGCUUAUAUAAAAUAUAAUAACCUUUAUAUCGUAUCUAUGACAAAAAAGAAUGCAAAUAUUUCUUUGGUUUUUGUGUUUUUGCAUAAAAUGGUACAAGUAAUGCAAGAAUAUUUUAAAGAAUUAGAAGAAGAGAGUAUAAGGGAUAAUUUUGUUGUGAUAUAUGAACUUCUCGAUGAGUUAUUAGAUUUUGGUUAUCCGCAAACAACGGAUAGUAAGAUUUUGCAAGAAUAUAUCACGCAAGAAGGACAUAAAUUAGAAAUACAACCUAGAAUUCCAAUGGCUGUAACCAACGCUGUAUCUUGGAGGUCCGAAGGUAUAAAGUAUCGCAAAAACGAAGUCUUUCUGGAUGUAAUAGAAUCUGUGAAUCUUCUGGCAAAUGCUAAUGGAAAUGUAUUAAGUUCUGAAAUCGUUGGUGCCAUAAAAAUGAGAGUGUAUUUAUCUGGAAUGCCAGAAUUGAGGCUGGGUUUAAACGACAAAGUGCUAUUCGAAUCAACAGGACGGGGAAAGUCCAAGUCGGUAGAAUUGGAAGAUGUUAAAUUUCACCAAUGCGUGCGACUUUCAAGAUUUGAGAACGACAGAACCAUUUCUUUCAUACCACCUGAUGGAGAGUUUGAAUUAAUGUCAUACAGAUUAAACACCCAUGUCAAACCAUUGAUAUGGAUAGAAUCUGUAAUAGAAAGACAUGCGCAUAGUAGAGUUGAAUAUAUGAUAAAGGCCAGAUCUCAAUUUAAACGUAGAUCGACGGCGAACAAUGUGGAAAUAGUAAUACCUGUACCAAACGACGCUGACUCUCCCAAAUUUAAAACAACUAUUGGCAGUGUUAAGUACUCUCCUGAACAAAGUGCAAUUACUUGGUUCAUUAAAUCCUUUCCAGGUGGAAAAGAAUAUUUAAUGAGAGCUCAUUUCGGUCUACCAUCUGUGGUCGGAGAGGAUAUAGAAGGCAAGCCACCGAUUCAAGUGAAAUUUGAAAUUCCCUACUUCACUACCUCUGGAAUUCAAGUGAGAUAUUUGAAAAUCAUUGAGAAGAGCGGUUAUCAAGCAUUACCGUGGGUUCGUUAUAUUACACAAAAUGGUGAUUAUCAAUUGAGAACGAAUUAAUUACAUGAUAAUCAUAAGAAAAUAAUGAAGAAAUUUUAUGAACGAUUGCGUACAAAGUUCAUAAAAAAAAAAAAGUUAAAAAGAAAGAUGUUUGUUUUCCAAUUGAAAUAUUCGAACGUAUAAAUAUUUUUACAAAAAUUCGCAUGAAUAUGUAUUCUGCUACUGUUGUGAAAUUAUGUUAUCGUUUAAUUUGCAAUUAACUUCAAUUUUGUUCUCUUUGUUAAACAACGGUUCUUUUAAUUUUAACGUCGAUUUAUUUUUUUUUUUUUUAAAUACUUGCUUCGAAAUUUCUUCAAAUAUUUUUAUUAAAAUUUUAAGCUUGUUAUCGAUAUUUAUAUGGAAGAAAAAUGUUACUUUUUAUAUAUGUAUAAUUAUUUUACGUAUGGCUGAUAAUAACACUAUAUAUAUAAUAUGUGUAUAUAUAUAUAUAAAUAAUAUAAUUUUACUAAUAAUUUCAUAUUCCUACUUCAUAAAUAAAACAAACAAAUAAACAAACAAACAAAAGAUUAUUAUAUAAAAAUCAUAACACGAGGAACGAGGAGGGUAACGAAAACGAGAGGAAAUUAAAUUUUUCUUUUGAAAACGUGA